GAGUACGGCGUCGUUAUAAGAGUGAAGUGCGUCUCUUUGGAGCAGAUACCGGCUGAGAGAAACGCAGCAGCGAGAGGAAGAUACAUUUUACUCGGUGCUCGUUUCUCCCCGGACCGACCCCACUCACCGUGCACCCCCCCACGCCGGAGCCACAGAUUCACCCCGACGGCUCGAUGUGGAAGCGGGGUUAAAGGAAGAAAAGGGCCACGCUGGGAGGAAGGCGACCAGCCGAAAUACCACCGCCGCCGCCGCCGAGCUCGUUGAAGGAGCCCCAGCUGCCUCCCGGAGCGACGCUUCAGAGCCAGAGGAAGGAGUGCUGCACACUCUCAGGCCGAACAGUGGGGGAAAAAUGGACUAUGACUUUAAAGUGAAGCUCACCGGCGAAAGAGAGCGAGUCGAGGACCUGUUUGAGUACGAAGGAUGCAAAGUGGGGAGGGGAACCUACGGCCAUGUAUACAAGGCGAAGAGAAAAGAUGGGAAGGACGAUAAGGACUACGCCCUCAAGCAGAUUGAAGGCACUGGUAUCUCCAUGUCGGCCUGCAGGGAGAUUGCACUGCUGCGGGAGCUGAAGCACCCCAACGUGAUCUCGCUGCAGAAGGUGUUCCUGUCGCACGCCGACCGCAAAGUGUGGCUGCUGUUCGACUACGCGGAACACGACCUUUGGCACAUUAUUAAGUUUCACAGAGCGUCCAAGGCCAACAAGAAGCCGCUUCAGCUGCCGAGAGGGAUGGUCAAGUCUCUGCUGUACCAGAUUCUGGAUGGCAUCCAUUACCUCCAUGCUAACUGGGUGCUGCACAGAGACCUGAAACCAGCAAACAUUUUAGUGAUGGGAGAAGGACCUGAGAGGGGAAGAGUAAAGAUCGCCGACAUGGGGUUUGCUCGUCUCUUCAAUUCACCGCUGAAGCCUUUAGCUGAUCUCGACCCCGUGGUGGUCACCUUCUGGUACAGAGCACCUGAACUGCUGCUGGGAGCUCGGCACUACACCAAAGCCAUCGACAUCUGGGCGAUCGGCUGCAUUUUUGCGGAGCUGCUUACGUCUGAGCCCAUUUUCCACUGUCGUCAGGAAGACAUCAAGACCAGCAACCCUUACCACCAUGACCAGCUGGACCGGAUCUUUAACGUCAUGGGCUUCCCCGCCGAUAAAGACUGGGAGGACAUCAAAAAGAUGCCAGAGCACUCCACGCUGAUGAAAGACUUCAGAAGGAACACAUACACAAACUGCAGCCUAAUAAAGUACAUGGAGAAGCAUAAAGUUAAACCAGACAGUAAAGCAUUCCACUUGCUGCAAAAACUCUUGACCAUGGACCCCAUCCGUAGAAUCACUUCUGAGCAGGCGAUGCAGGACCCCUACUUUUUAGAAGAGCCUCUACCAACCUCUGAUGUGUUUGCAGGCUGUCAGAUUCCUUAUCCCAAGAGAGAGUUUCUGACAGAGGAGGAGCCAGAGGACAAAGGAGACAAAAAAAACCAGCAGCAGCAACAGGGAAACAACCACACAAACGGGGCAGGCCACACCGGUAACCCUGACAACAGCCACGCCCAGGGCCCGCCCCUCAAGAAAGUGCGGGUUGUCCCACCCACCACUACCUCAGGUGGCCUCAUAAUGACCUCAGACUACCAGCGUUCAAAUCCACAUGCUGCCUACCAGAACCCUGGACCAAGCACAUCACUGCCCCAAAGCAGCAUGGGAUACUCCUCUACCUCCCAACAGCCACCCCAGUACUCCCACCAGACCCACCGCUACUGAAACAAGUCCUCCCCUGCACAUAAACACCGGCAUUUCUCGCACACUCGCACCACACGCAGCUGUCGCCACGCCCGCCUGAGCGAAUGUACCGAGGGACGCGGGGGCAACCUUCCCCACCAACCCAUCAACUAACCAACCCCACAGAGGGCGUUUUUUGUUUUUUGUUUUUUUUUAUCUGUCGACAAAGUCAACCUGCUCCGGACAACAUCCAUAAAACAAAACAAAUCAAGUUUUAGAAACGCAGCACAGCGCCUGAUUCAUGAAACAAAUGGCUGGGAAAACUUAAAGGAAACCUGAUUGAAUCCAACCCGUUUUCUGUUACGCAGACAUAUUAAGAACAAUCAAGAACCUCUUGUCAUCUCCUCUCCUCUGCAACUGACCCUCUCCCAGCCAAAUCUCCUCCUCCUCCUCCUCUUCCUCUUCCUAUCAAAGCUUGGAUGAACCUGAAAGCUGCUAUGUGACUGCCAGCCUUGACGGAUUCCCAGCCUGUCUGUCCUCCUCUCCGCGCGUCCGUUCAUGCCGAAAGGAGCUGCUGGGAAGCAUGCUGGGUGGAUGCAGACCCGACCUGCAUCUGUUGAGCGCAUUUUUCUUUUUUUCUUUUUAAUUUACAAAAAAAAAAAAAAGGACAAAGAAUAAUGACAAGAUUUUAGUAGUUUAUAAUUUAAUCUGUUAUCAUGGUUUUUGUUUUCAUGGCGAGAGCGAGCGGCUUGCCUGAGCCAAGCACUCGGCCGCUGCGGGUUGAAAGCCUUAGAUUACAUGACGGCAAGAGCAGCCAACGGCACGGAGGAAGGCCGACGGAACAUGCAUUGUACUGUAAUGUACCGAAAUAUUUUACAUGAAACAAAUAUCCUGACAAUAAAAGUGGAAACAUUAA
Messenger RNA from Fundulus heteroclitus (mummichog), 2618 nucleotides. It is a transcript of the gene cdk8, whose product is annotated as cyclin-dependent kinase 8. Gene Ontology annotation, biological process: protein phosphorylation. Lineage: Eukaryota; Metazoa; Chordata; Actinopteri; Cyprinodontiformes; Fundulidae. The record is from RefSeq and is a predicted model, not a curated record. Gene Ontology annotation, cellular component: mediator complex; nucleus. The coding region runs from base 350 to 1744 and encodes 464 amino acids. The transcript is spliced from 13 exons. Gene Ontology annotation, molecular function: ATP binding; RNA polymerase II CTD heptapeptide repeat kinase activity; cyclin-dependent protein serine/threonine kinase activity.